This is a messenger RNA of Rhopilema esculentum, 2209 nucleotides long. Its product is annotated as stAR-related lipid transfer protein 3. The record is from RefSeq and is a predicted model, not a curated record. Gene Ontology annotation, cellular component: endoplasmic reticulum membrane; late endosome membrane; endoplasmic reticulum-endosome membrane contact site. NCBI's taxonomy places the organism in Eukaryota, Metazoa, Cnidaria, Scyphozoa, Rhizostomeae, Rhizostomatidae. Gene Ontology annotation, molecular function: lipid binding.
CUAGUAAAGCUAAAGCUGACAGAUAUUGGCAGGUAGAGAAAAGGCCCAAACAGCAUCAAUUUUGAAAUAGAUGUGCUUUCAGAGACCAGGAGACAUACAUUAUGAUAUUGAGUAGGAGCAUGGCAAUUGCUUAGUUAGGCUCAGGUGAAAAAUAAUCGCAGACAGAAAUGAAGAAUAACUGGGAACAGCAGCCGCUUUUAGGCCCUCACUCUGCCUCAACUGCUAUGAGGUCGCCAAAUGAUGCAUUUGUGAAAGAUCUGACACGAUCACUGGAAGAUAUAAAAAGGUCCUUGGAUAGAGAAAAUAUUGGAAAUGACGAAAAAUUUGGACUGAGUCCUGUUCGAAGGAUGUUCUGCUUGUUAUCAUUUUUUGAUUUCCUUUUGAUUGUCCUUUUGUGGAUAAUUUAUGCUCAGACAACAAUGGAUAGUCUGACGAAAAUGUUUAACAAAGAAGUUGAAGAGUACAAAUUCAAAAGCUCACUCUUUGAUUUUGUGGUUCUGGCAUUUGUAAGAUGUAUUCUUCUUUUAUUCACAUAUGCACUUCUCAAGAGUAGCAAAUGGUAUUCAGUUGCAGUGACAACAAUGCUUUCUACCCUCAUGGCCAUUUUGAAAGUUGUGAUGAAUGAAGGAACAGUUAUAAAGAGUGGACAACCAAUGAGUUAUUUAAUAGUCAUUGCCACAUUUGUUAUCUGCUGGUCGGAAGCCUGGCAUUUUGAUUUCCAAGUGAUACCUACAGAAUUAAGACUAAGACGGGAAAAUAUAGCAAAUACCCUCACAGCCUCAAUACCCACAUUACCAUCAACUGUCAGUGACUGGCGUUUAGGUGCAAAUUCAGAGUACCAGUCUUGUUACUCCCCUGGUGGAAGAAGUCCGAAAGAAUCUGGAGAUUCGGAUUCGGACACCGUGAGCAAUUUUUCGAGGGAUGAUUUCAAUCGGAACUCAAAGCAAGGAAGACAUAUAAACCGCGGCAAAGAGGCAGUAAAACAAGUUCAGAAAAUGCUUCACAUCACAGAGAACUGGAAAAAAGAAAAGGAAGAUAAUGGUAUACUUGUAGAAGCAAGACAUUUUGAUGGCAUUGGUAAAGUCUUCCGGUGCAAGAGUCUGUUAGCGUGCCACUCAAGUCUUCUGUUCAACAUUCUUUGGAACAACGUGGAAAGCCAACCCUCCUGGAAUCCUACAGUUUCAGACUGCCAGAUCAUCUCCGUCAUAAACAAGAAAACAGAUAUUUGCUACGUUGUUGCAGCAGAAGCCGCUGGCGGGCUUGUUUCUUCGAGGGAUUUUGUGUCAGUGAGGAGGUAUGAAAAACAGGGAGGUUUGUUUGUGCUAGCUGGCGAGUCAACGACCUGCGAUACUGUUCCUGCGAGGAAAAAUAUUGUGAGAGGAGAAAAUGGUCCUGGAGGAUAUAUAAUAAAAGUUAUUCCUAAUGAAGCAGAUCGAUGCGAAUUCAUCUGGUUCUUAAAUACAGAUAUCAAGGGUUGGAUUCCAAAGUCCGUAAUCGACCAAACGAUGGCUUCAGUCAUGAUCGAUACUGUUCGAGCAUUGCAAGAUCAUAUCGAACGUAUGCCAAAACUAUAAUUUGUUUGUUAUCAUUUGAAUUUGAAUUUAUUUUAAAUUUUUUUAUCGAUUUUGAUACAAUGUUCGAAUUGAAUGCCUUGAUAAUUCUGGUACUGGUGUUCAUUACUUGCAAUUGUGAAAUUCUGAAUUGAUUUUAAAAUUAUUUACUUGAUGUUUGAUAGUUAAAGUAAAGCUGAGUAUAGCAAAGUAUAGCUUAAGGUUUACCUAUGAACUGGCGGGGCUGAUGAACUUAGGCCAUUGUUUUAGAGUACCCAAAUUUUGCAAAAAUUAACGAAUUUAUGAGUCUCAAGAGCAAUGAAAUGACACUAAGCUACACAUCCAGAAUAUUUAACAGACAUGGCCCACAAAGUAGAUGUCAUAUUCUUUAAGCUUUCUCGUCGGUAAACCCAAACUUGAAACAGGUCAAACCGUGUUGCACAGAAAUCUAUUAAUAGUCUUACUGGAAAAUAAUUUGGCUCGAUAAUUGUUUGCAAUUCUUUGAGUGAUUAGAUAUUCGAAAGUACAAGUGAGUUUAAAAUUGAUUUAUGAAAUGUAAAAUUUAUCCAAAUGUAGGUUGUAAAUUAUUUUUUAGAAGUUUUUGUUUGUAUUUGUAAAAAACCGUUUGAGUUGAUUCAAGACGGUAAUUACCAAUUUGA